Lathyrus oleraceus (garden pea) is the source of this 438-nucleotide messenger RNA. RefSeq lists its product as uncharacterized. Bases 1 to 438 code for a protein of 145 amino acids. The record is from RefSeq and is a predicted model, not a curated record. Lineage: Eukaryota; Viridiplantae; Streptophyta; Magnoliopsida; Fabales; Fabaceae. The transcript has a single exon.
AUGGAAGCAUCGCAGAGUCGUCAGAAAAGGUACCAUGACAAGAGGAGGAAAGCGCUUGAGUUCCAGGAGGGAGAUCACGUGUUUUUGAGGGUUACGCCGGUAGCUGGUGUUGGUCGAGCUUUGAAGUCUCGAAAGCUCACACCACGUUUUGUUGGCCGGUACCAGAUUUUACAGAGGAUAGGAAGGGUGGCCUAUAAGAUUGUUUUGUUGUCGCUGCUUGCUAAUCUUCAUGAUGUGUUUCACGUGUCUCAGCUGAGGAGAUAUAUUUCGAAUCCAUCUCAUGUGAUCCAAGUGGAUGAUGUGGAGGUGGGAGAUAAUCCGAUUGUUGAUGUAUCACAUGUGCAGAUAGAGGAUCGGGAAGUGAAACCGAUUCAUGGUAAGGAGGUUGCCUUAGUGAAGGUAGUUUGGGGUGGACCAGCUGGUGGGAGCAUGACUUGA